GCAUCCAAGGUGGAGGCAAGUGCAUGCUCUUUUAAGAAGAUCGAAGGCUGUCUUAUUUUGUGUCAAUGUGCAUGCGAGCACGCACAAUCACACCAUUCAAUAUCAGAUACUUCGCCCGUUGUUUAUCCUCGGUGGCAAUAUAAAAACUAGCGCCAAAACACAUUCUUUGCCCAUGCUUCUCUCUUUCUCUCUCUCGUUACUUUAAGGUCCAUUAUUUCAUUGCUUUUAGCUUUCUUGCAUCUCAUCCCUCCUUUGCAUGUUCUUUUGUUAGCACCGCCUUCACGAUAGGGCUCCUGUUUUUCUCUUUUUUUUUGUUGAAGCACACUCUAUCCUACACUUGAAUAUUCACUCCAAAGCCACGCUGCCGCUUUUUGCGCAUUUUUCAAACCAUGGGCGCCUCAUUGAUCGCCACAUCCAUUACCUUUGAUGUCCUCCUUGGAGCUCUACUAGUAGGAGCAUCAAUGGUCCUUACACUUCACUCCCUCGCCCGUAUGAUGUUUUUGAAACGCACCGCCUCAAAAUACCAUCUCUUCCCCAUCAUCAACAUCGCACAGCUUGUCAACGAGUUUUGUGUCUUCUUCUUAAUCACCACAGCUUUCGAAGUCGUAUCCUUCCGCACCGCCCUUUGGCUCAAUGUUAUCAAUAAUAUCGCCUACUUCAUCACCAAGCCCAUCACCAUGUAUCUCGCCUACCUUCGAUGUUCAACUGUCUUCCCUGCUUUUCGCAAGCUCGAUUUGUUGCAUUUCUUCUUGAUUGGCUUCCGGGCUAUUGAGUUAUUUGCCAUUAUCAUUGUCAACAUCAUUCAAAACGAACUCUGCGAUGGUUCUGUGGAAAAAGGAACCAGAUGUGAGGGCUUGACUAUCGCCUGGACCUUUCGUGAUGCUGGUGCGCCUGUGUUCCGAUUUUAUUACAUUCUCUGUGAAGCCAUCUUCUAUUAUAAGCUAUUUACCACGCUAACGGGGAUGAGUUUGGGCAAGAACGUCGAGUUAAUGCAGUAUCGCCGACUUCAGACGUCCCUGUUCACAGUCGAUUUGAUUCUAUUGAUCGCUAUGUCUAUCUACCGCAUCAUCGGGAUCUUUAACACAAGCCUACCCACCUAUGUCUACUAUGAACUCUUCUCAUCUACCUUGACCAUCUUCACGCUUACUGAGUUCGGCCUCAAUAUUCGAAUGCUAUUCAACACAGUUCAUGUGGAGGGUCGCGGCCCUUCCGAUAUCAACAGCAAUGAUGGUUUUAGCCCUGAUGGCUCGAGCCCAAAUAAGCUCGAGAUGGGAUCCAUUCCCUCGAAUCGGCCUCGUCCUUUAACUAAUAACUCGACCUCACCAUUAGCAACCAAUGCUGCUGACUUUAGUAAUAGCAGUGGUAUUGAUAUCUCUAGCUCCCCACAUCAUGCCGGUUUCACGCCAUAUCCUGUUACUCAGUCAAGCGCGCCAUUACAGGACGAUUGGCUCCGUGAUCCUUAUCCCUCAAAUGAUCUAACACCGUGGCCCAAAGUCUCAGAUCCAUAUCACGAGAAGCAAGAGACUGUGCUUAGACCAAACCCUACCUACACUUCAUUUGACCGCGAGUACCGUGGAUCUACUGCUACUCAUGAUCGCCCAAUUGUAAUGCCCACAAGACCUGCUGCACGCCGCAAUUUCGAUGAUUAGAUGAAUUAGGACUAUUUUGUGUUUACUCACUUAAAAAAGACACACAUACAUAGCAUUAAUGGCAGUCUUGGAGCUGUCCUUUUUAACCUCCUUCCUCUUCUUGAUACCCGCUAUCUCCCAUCCACCCACCUCCUUUCCUUGAUGAUAGUUAGCAAGAUGCAUGACAAAAACCACAUAUUAUGUAUAAAAGUAUUGUAUG
Messenger RNA from Lobosporangium transversale, 1848 nucleotides. RefSeq lists its product as hypothetical. The transcript has a single exon. The annotation marks the transcript as partial. NCBI's taxonomy places the organism in Eukaryota, Fungi, Mortierellomycota, Mortierellomycetes, Mortierellales, Mortierellaceae. The record is from RefSeq and is a predicted model, not a curated record.